Polistes canadensis is the source of this 2978-nucleotide messenger RNA. RefSeq names its product venom carboxylesterase-6. The transcript has 9 exons. The record is from RefSeq and is a predicted model, not a curated record. The coding region runs from base 415 to 2205 and encodes 596 amino acids. NCBI's taxonomy places the organism in Eukaryota, Metazoa, Arthropoda, Insecta, Hymenoptera, Vespidae.
UCGAACCGAGCAAUACGUCAGGAAACUUCGAGUGUGUGUGCAUUUACGAUCAAACAUCGAUUAGCGGAACCAUCACAACUUUUACCGAUCUUGGUUAGUCGGUUUUAAACCAUCAAGGAUCGAACACCGACAAUAUUUAAUCCCUCUUCCAACACAUACUUCUCUAUACAAAUUCGUAAGGAUUUUUUGAUGAUUGUGAAUACCGUGUUUUUCGGUUAAAAACGUGGGGGAGAAAAAAGAACAAGAAGAAGAAGAAGGAGAAGAGAAAAAAUUAAAAUAAAAACAAAAAAUCGAAACUUUCAUUUACUAGUGUUGUAAGAGAUUCGAAGUUAUCGUUCAAGUUUGCAAUAAAACAAAAGAAAUAAGAAGAAAUUUAAUCAAGUAGGUCAUUGGACAGCUUUCACCUGCGUAAAGAUGUUGCCGAAGUACCAAUUUUGUUUCUGGACAUUGGCAAUUUUACUUUGCCUUUCUUCUUUACUUUCCUUCGUGCAUUCUACAUCUUGUCAAAAUCAACAAGACGAGGAACCCAAAGUUAGAAUUAAAAAUGGCACGUUAAAUGGAUUGAUCAUGAAAACGAGACACGGACGUAAAUUCGAUGGAUUUCUUGGUAUUCCUUAUGCCUUGCCGCCAAUCGGUAAACUUAGAUUCGAGCUACCGCAACCAAUGACCGCGUGGAAGGGAACGCGAGAUGCAAAAAAAGAUGCAGAGAUAUGCACUCAAAGAAACAUUUACACUGAUCAAGAAGAAAUCGUCGGAACGGAGGAUUGUCUUUACCUGAACGUUUAUACACCGAAAUUACCUAAAACGAAGGAAGACAAAAAUCCACUAAAUAGUUUUCCUGUUAUGGUUUGGUUUCAUGGUGGUGGCUGGGUCACCGGUGCUGGUCAUUCCGAAUUUUACGGACCGAAAUUCUUUUUGGAUCACGACGUUGUCCUCGUUACGAUGAAUUUUAGGCUUGGUCCAUUAGGAUUUUUGAGUACGGAAGAUUUGGUAUGUCCGGGAAAUCUUGGUUUGAAGGAUCAGGUUCAAGUACUUCGAUGGAUUAACGAAAACAUUGCUGAAUUUGGUGGCGAUCCUAACAGGGUGACAAUUUUUGGUGAGAGUGCUGGUGGUGCUAGCGUUCAUUAUCACAUGAUGAGCAAUCUCUCGAAAGGUCUUUUCCAUCGUGCUAUAUCACAAAGUGGAACAGCUCAUUGUCCUUGGACUUUGACCAGGCAAGGAACAGCUAAAAUUAAGGCUCAAAGUGUUGGAAAACUUGUAAAUUGUCCUACCGACGAUUCCAAAGCUCUCAUUGAAUGUUUGAGAACUAAAGAUGCUUACGAUAUUAUUGGUACCGAUCGACACUUUCAGAAAUUUGGUUAUUGUCCAAUGAUACCAUUCAGACCAGUAAUCGAACCAGAUCAUCCAAAUGCAUUCAUUACUAAAGAUCCUGCAAUUAUAACAAAACUUGGAGAAAUGACAGACAUUCCAUGGAUGACUGGUAUUACUUCAGAAGAAGGAUCACUCAAAGUACCGUCACUGUAUACCAAGUCCAAAGGCGAACUGAUAAAAAGAAUGAACGAUGAAUUUGCGAACAUUGCACCGGUUACCUUGCUGCAUGGUGAAACCUGUCCCGAUUAUCUACACGAUAAAAUAAGUCUAGCGAUACGGGAAUUUUAUUUCCAAGGAAAUCCUAUAGAUAAUUCUACUCGCAUGCAAGUUGUUGAUAUGUACAGCGAUGCUUGGUUCAACCAUGGUGCACGUACUGCAAUUCGUGAUUACUUUAAAACCCAAUCGUCUCCUAUUUAUUUUUAUUACUUUGCAUACAAAGGUAGUGUCUCGUUUAGCAAAAUAUUCGGUGAUGAUAGCGCAGAUUAUGGUGUUACUCAUGCCGAUGAUUUGCAUUAUCUCUUUCCGGUUGGUGAACAAUUAUUUAAGGAAAUUUCUCCGAGUAAAGAGGAUCAAAAAAUGAUUGACACUAUGACAUCGCUGUGGUUUAAUUUCGCUAAGACUGGAAACCCAACACCGGAAAUAACAAAUAUCAUAACAGAAAAAUGGAAACCGGUGAGAACAGAGGCAUUGGAAUAUUAUUAUAUAAAUAAUACGAAGUUAUCAAUGUCUCGCGAUCUUCAUCCUAAAAGAAGAGAAUUUUGGGAUAAUUUGCCGGCCUGUAUUAAUCAAAAUAACACGAACGAGAUGCAUUUUACUAUAAAAGAAGAAUUAUAAGAAAAAGUAUCUAUCGUUUAUGAUCGUGUAUUUUCGUAUUUAAUGCGAAAAAUAAUGUUUACACGAGACUGUAUUUUUGAAUGGUUUACAAACGUUGAUAAAAAAACGCUUGCAUAUGAAAAAAUUAAAAUGACUGAAGUAAUUAAGUUAAUUAUUAUAAAUAAGGAUCUCUCUAUGCGAUUUUAUCUACGAGAAAAAUUCUAUCCGGGGUAUAUGUGUAACGUAGGAUAAAUAUAUUAAUAAAAUAAGAUAUCGUGUUUUUUUACGAAAGGUAAAUUAGAAAAUUGGUCAGGUGGUGGGUGGUACGCGUGCACUUGACCGAGCUUGCAAUCCUGUAAAACUAAAAACCUUUUGUUUGAUUCGUCGUAAAAGAAAAAUUGUAUCAAAUAAUUUAAAAUAUAAGAUGAUAGAAUGUUGAAUAAUUGUGGGGAGUAUAUAAUUGAUAAACAUUAUUCUUACAUAAAAUCCAAUUAUUUUCGUUUAGAUUUGAUGCGAGAAGUUUGUUCUUUGUUAUUGAAAAUUUCGGGCGUUAAUUGUCGUAACGGGAGUGUAGAUAAUUUGAUGGGUAAAGCCAUACAAGCCAAGGAAUUAUUUCCAUUGAUCACAUUUUUGAAUGGAAUUUCGAAUGAUUCCGAUUCGUCGUUGAAUAUUUGAAAAUCUUUAUAUUUUACUUCGGCUAGUAAUGUAAAUCCUAAUUUACGUGCUUUAUACGUGUAAUAUUACAAAAAAUGAAACAUAUUAAAAUUAAUGUAAAAAUAUAUGAAAAAUCCAUU